AUGAUAAAAUAUUAUCAAAAAAAUAUUUUUAUUAUACUACUUGCUGUAAAUUUUUUUUCAAUUAUUAUUAAUGCAUUUCCUGAGUGUUGUAAAAGAAAUGUUAAUGCUGAUAUAUGUCAAGGAUUUGACAAGCUGUCACCAGAAGAACAAGCUUCUCUUUCAGCUGUAGGUGUUCUUGAUGAUCAAUGUCAAUUAAUUACUCAUACGAUACCUGACAAACGUAAACCUAAUUUUAUAAGAUAUGGUAGAAGUUUAAGUAAUAUGCAACAAUCAUUAGAUAAGAAAGCUGCUGAUCCUAAUUUUUUAAGAUUUGGUAGAUCAGAACAUCAAAAUUUUUUAAGAUUUGGUCGUAAUUUGGGAGGUAAUAAUGCUAAUUUUUUAAGAUUUGGCAAAAGUAAUUCACCUGAUUUUUUACGAUUUGGAAAAAGAAAUAUGGAAUCUGAUAAAGAACCAAAUUUUUUAAGAUUUGGUAAAAGAGAUAGUUUUCUUGGAUAUGGUAAGAAUGCCGUUGAGGAACAAUUUAAUCGUGAAUAUAGAAAACCAAAUUUCUUACGUUUUGGUAAAAGAUCUACAACAAAUACUAACUUUUUACGUUUUGGACGUUCACCAGCAGCCGUUCUUUUUGAGGAUGUUUUUGAACGUAAUUACCGUUUACAACCAGAUUUUUUACGAUUUGGAAAAUAA
Messenger RNA from Strongyloides ratti, 684 nucleotides. RefSeq names its product FMRFamide-related peptide-like family-containing protein. Gene Ontology annotation, biological process: neuropeptide signaling pathway. The transcript has 2 exons. NCBI's taxonomy places the organism in Eukaryota, Metazoa, Nematoda, Chromadorea, Rhabditida, Strongyloididae. The record is from RefSeq and is a predicted model, not a curated record. The coding region runs from base 1 to 684 and encodes 227 amino acids.